Chiloscyllium plagiosum (whitespotted bambooshark) is the source of this 2668-nucleotide messenger RNA. RefSeq names its product dicarbonyl/L-xylulose reductase (gene dcxr). Lineage: Eukaryota; Metazoa; Chordata; Chondrichthyes; Orectolobiformes; Hemiscylliidae. The record is from RefSeq and is a predicted model, not a curated record. Gene Ontology annotation, biological process: glucose metabolic process; xylulose metabolic process. Gene Ontology annotation, molecular function: L-xylulose reductase (NADPH) activity; carbonyl reductase (NADPH) activity.
GCUACCACAUUGCAGGGAGUCAAUGAUAAUUGCAUAAGUGACAUAAGGAAGUCUUGAGAAGCAAUGGGUGGUGCUUGUGAAAAGGGGGAGGUACGGAUGGUUCAGUUUGAACCAAUCUGAGCGUAAAUCGCUGCAGUGUCUACACCAAGUGGCGGCAUCAGCUGUGUCGGUAAAAGAGGGAGUUUACCCUGGUUUCGCUGUGACCGUACGGGUAGGGGAGGCUCACUCAGUCAGCGUUCCCUUCUGAGCUGCACCCUUGGAGGAUGGAUCAGACUCUCGCCCAUAAACGAGCGCUGGUUACGGGCGCUGGGAAAGGCAUUGGAAGAGCCACUGCUAAGGCCCUACUAGAAUGUGGUGCAGAAGUUAUUGCGUUAAGCAGGACACAAUCUGACUUGGAUAGCCUUGUUCAGGAGUGCCCUAAGAUGUUGACUAUUUGUGUGGACAUCAGUAACUGGGAAGCCACCGAAAAUGCUCUGAAGGAUGUAGGCCGUAUAGACCUUUUAGUGAACAAUGCUGCAGUUGCCAUUUUGCAGCCCUUCCUAAGUGUCACAGAGGAUGCAUUUGAUAAAGUGUUUGAUGUUAAUGUGAAAGCACUAAUGCAUGUUGCACAGAUAAUUGCAAAGGGGAUGAUGUGUCGUGGAGAAGGUGGUUCUAUUGUGAACAUCUCCAGCCAGGCAUCCAAGUGUGCUUUGAGAGAUCAUGCUGUAUACUGUGCCUCAAAAGGAGCUGUGGACAUGUUAACAAAAGUGAUGGCACUUGAGUUGGGACCACACAAGAUCCGAACGAAUGCAAUAAAUCCCACCGUAGUGAUGACUGCAAUGGGUCGGAUUGGAUGGAGUGACCCAGCAAAAGCUGCAGGAAUGUUGUCUCGUAUCCCAUUGCAUAGGUUUGCAGAGGAAGAAGAUGUGGUGAAUACAAUAAUUUUCCUCCUCAGUGACAGAAGUGCAAUGAUAAAUGGAGUGACUCUACCUGUGGAUGGAGGAUUUCUUUCUUCAUGAAUUAGUCUUUUUAGUGAAAUUGGUAAAAUAGUCCUCACAAUGUUGCUAAGGAUGUGUCUUGUAAUAGCUGGUUCAUUUAAAAACCUUUAUCAGAUUAGCUCAUCAGUGAAGUCCUUCAUUUUAUUAGCUGCUGUAUUACAUAAUCCACACAAAUCUAGUUUAUGCCUUGAUUAUAGUCCACUGUUACCAUCUUCAGCCAGUGCCAAUUGUUAGUAGGGAGAGUGGAGAUUUCCUUGCUACUUUUUGAAGUGUAAUUUCAGGUGUCAAAAGAGCAGAUCUUGAUCGAUAACCUCUUUAAUACUGACCCAUAUUGGUCAUUCAAAGUCAAACGAUACUAUAGAAAGCCUUCCAUGGAGAAAAUUGCUGAGAGGUUUCAAACUUUGUUCAAUAGUCAUGACCCUAUGAGCUUUGGCUGUUCUGUUAGAGAUCAACCAUUUUUGUCAAAUUUUGAUUUUAAAUGGGGAAACUUUGGUGCUGGUUUAAUGCGUAUAUAGACCACAAGUCCCAUUUACUUGGGUGACCUACUCAAAACAACAGGUUCCUUUUAGUUGUUCUAUUGGCAAAGUAAAGACUAUACUCAACCAGCCCAUCCUUGCAGAAACUCAAAACAAACUCUCUACUGUUGAUGUUCUGAAAUUGUUGAAUUUGCUGAACAACACUAAGUGGGCUAACCGCUAAAUUACCAGUUGAUCUCAUCAUGUGACUCAUCUGUGCUUGCAAGAAGUUUAUAUAUUUAAUACAUUAGCAGCUAUUUGUUGCAAACCAAAUGAGUAUGUUUCAAGCUUUCAUUUUCAUUUACCAGUAAGUUUGGGCUCUGUAUAGUUCCCUGUUGGCUGGGUUAUUUCUCCAUGCCAGCAGUCAACUUGCUAACCAGUCAGCGCCCUUUCCUCCUGUAGUAAAUGUCAUUGCUUUUUUUGUAUUCUUUCAUUUGUUGUCAUGUUUAAGGUAAAAUACUUGGUCUCUUUUAAGCAUCAUAACUAGGAAAUUUGAAAGCUCCUAUCAAAUUCCAGGUUUGACCUGAAGUAGUAGCUGUAUGUGCUUUCUGACCAAAACCAAGAUGUGUUUUUUAAAGUUAAAAUGUUCUACAAACCUACCAAAUCAAAUCUGAAAGUCACUGCUCUCUACAUGGUAUUUAAAGCUGCAGUAAUGUUGUGUGCAUGACAUGAUUUCUAAGGUUCCUAAAUGUCAGGAGUAAGUAAAUUCUGCACAAUUUUUUUAAAAAGUUGAGAACUGCAGAUGCUGAAAUUACCUGACAAUUUGAAUAACAAACCUACCUGGCACACUGAAUUUACAGCAAAUUGAAUAAAAGUCCAUUUCAUCUUUCAUUAAAAAUUAAUGCAAAUACUGGGUUGCCAGAAAUCAGAAACAAAUGGAAUAUUAGAAACUCAGCAGGUCUGACAGCAUUUGUGCAGCAAGAAAAUUGGAAGAUGUGAGGGCAGUAGUACCAGAAAUAGGCUGGACAAGGCUGAGGGUCAUGUCAACCACUAAUGGGGGGGAGGUGAUUGGCAAGGAAGAUAAUCUUUGAUUUUUAGAUGGGUGUGGGGUUAUGUUGGAGGCAGUCACUGAAAGGUGGCAUAAUUGGAACAAAUAUGACUGAUGGAGAAACUGGGAGAAAGUGAGGACUGCAGAUGCUGGAGACCAGAGUUGAAAAAUGUGAUGCUGGAAAAACA